ACAAACAACAAUGCUCCAACAAGCAUCCCAUUCCUCUUCAAAGAGUACUCCUAGCAGCCCACGCCUUAUGUCUAGCACUCCACCGCCUUACUCACCACAACGCAAAGCCAGAAGAGGCAGCGAACCUUCACCGAUCAUGAUCGCCUUAUCUGGGUGGCCGGAACCAGUUUACAUUGCGAGUGAUACUAGCAGCUGGGACCGAAAGAAGCAACAAUCCAGGUCUGGAACAGCGACCCCCCCAGAGAUCUAUGACGGUGUAGGUGGGCCACGCAUUAUACCUCAGCACAUCCCUUCUUUGUUGGCGCAAAAAAACGCUCGCCUACCUGCGAGUCAACCCCAAAAUGCUCGCGCACCGGCAACGUCGGCCGGGAAAGCCGACCCCGCAAAGGUAUUCCCCGCACCGGUCGACAACGAUAACAAUACUCCGACAAAUGCUCCGAACAGGUGGAGCAGGAGUAAUGGUAGGAAUGCAAUCAAGCCAUUGACUCCUGCAUAUCCCCCGGCGCCUCCUGCUGGCUCCAUAUUUGCAACCCCGCCAGCCGCAGGCAACAGCAGCAACAGCAAGACGCCAGUCGCUCCACAAUUCUCCAUAUUCGCAACCACCUGCCCACAUCUUACAGACCCUUCCCUCGGUCCAUGUCCCUUCCCGACACAUCCUCACGAUGUUAGAAGCAUGUUUCCGCCCACUAGCCAUUUGGCAAAGAGGGGGGCACAGAUGCCCUUAUCCCGUCCUUCACGUGAUAAAGGGACCACUGAUAAGAUAACCGAUAAACAGCCUAUUCGUCCCAAGUAUCUCCCACCCACCAUCUUCCCAUCUGUCACCAUCUCUUCCAUCACUCACUCUCCCACCACUAUCAUCCGUUCUUCGUCUUCAUCUUCGUCAUCAACCAAAAUUAAUGACAAAGGUAAAGAGCGCGAAGACCCAAUUAAACGACCAAGCACCUUUGCCGACCCGCGAUACCUUCCUUCAUCUGCAAUCCUACAUAAAGGUAGAGCACUGCCUCUCGUCCCAAGCUGGUCUGGGGUAUCAUCACCAUCAUCUAGUCGAACUUCCACUCCUCGCGGAGAAAGGUCUAGGUCUCCUGCCGUUCCCACGCCUACUUUUGAUCCCCCCCCUGUCACUGGCCUUGCUCCAAUCAAGACUUCCACCGACGUCCGAGUGAUCGAUGAGAAUUACGACCCGGACGGUUCUCCAACGUUCACCACGACAAAUGAGUCCAACGGGAAGGCAAAAGGUAAAAGGCGACUGAGCAUUUUAGGUGAUGUGGAAGCAGGCAUCUUGUGGAAGAAAGUGGUUGUGAAUGACUUAAGGCAAAAUACUUCCAACACGCCCGAAGUUGGAGAAGCAAUGGACGUUGACGUGGUGGAGGAGGUGGAAAAAAUGGAGAAAGUGGUCAUUUAAAUUUUUCUGUUUCCUUCCUUUAGCAUCGGUUCCAAACAUGGACUUCCUGGCAUUAUUUCUGUGCAAAGUUCAUUUCUCACACUUUUCUCUGUCCUCCAUUAAAGUCCUCCACUUAUUUGUCCCGUCUAUCUUAUUUCAUCCUACUUUCCUUAACCUUGUCCAUGAAAAGUCAAAGGAAACCUGCACAAUGUUUGUAAUAACGUGUAUUCUUAACCACCCCUUUUGUUCUUACCAUUCAAUCGUUGUUUUUAACUCACGUGAUAUGAUUUCUGCUUGCUUGAUGCUUAAUAUGCUUGCUCUGCACUGUAUAUACCUAACUUCCAGUUUCCGUCAUAAGCUGGUGCAUCGUUGCACGAAAUCGUUAUAUAUAUGGGGCAAUGGCGCUAGAUCUCCAAACCUAAUAACCUUAUCUACAAGCCAACUACCGUUGUACUGUUACAGCCCCCUCUAAUAUCUAACUUUUAGCUUACCAAAAAAAUCUCCUUUGUUGCCGACAUAAUAAGAGAUGUGAAAUAA
Messenger RNA from Cryptococcus deneoformans JEC21, 1918 nucleotides. RefSeq lists its product as hypothetical. The coding region runs from base 11 to 1402 and encodes 463 amino acids. The record is from RefSeq and is a predicted model, not a curated record. The transcript is spliced from 3 exons. NCBI's taxonomy places the organism in Eukaryota, Fungi, Basidiomycota, Tremellomycetes, Tremellales, Cryptococcaceae.